Messenger RNA from Mesorhabditis spiculigera, 1158 nucleotides. Lineage: Eukaryota; Metazoa; Nematoda; Chromadorea; Rhabditida; Rhabditidae. The record is from the annotation of a GenBank genome assembly.
AUGGGACGAGUUCACAAGUUUCUCGAGCUGCAACUGUGGGUCGUCUACUUCUUUGCGGUGCAAGCCAUUUUUGCACUGCAGAAAAUCUAUAGGACGCUGUUGAGGAUCGAUCGGAUCCCGGAGGGACAUGUUAGAUUGUGCUCAAUUGUACAUAGAAAAAAACGCGAUGUCGAAGAAAUCGCGCGUGGCAUGGAUUUUCUCAGUGUCCACAACUCUUUUGUACCGACGAGCCUAUUAGACGGCAGUCACUGGACGCUAUAUUGUCUCACUAAGAACACGGCUUACUUUGUGUAUUUGCCAAAACCGGUGUUAUGGUACAAUUCCCAGCGAUGUCCAUUUGUGUAUGUGGAUUAUUUCAAAGAGGCACUGCUCGUAGCCGAGGCGCCUAGGGAAGAGUUUGAAAAGCUUGCUGAUGAGUUGGCUGAUCGGCCGCAAGCUGACACGAUCUUCUACACGAAUACGGCUAGAUGUGGAAGUACGCUGCUUGCCAAGAUGCUUCACAAUGAAGGAAAAUCGCACUGCGUCGCCGAGCCGUACCCAAUUCCUUGUCUGACCAUCGGAUAUGCGGAAGGGUAUUUGACUAAAGAGGAUGUCACCUCCUUGCUACCGCGUGUAAUUACGAUACUUCGCAAAGACGUACCUGCUGACCAAGUGUUUAUUCUGAAGGCCGAAUCCUCGGGCGUCCGCCUCGUGGAGUUCACCGACAACAUCCCGCAGUUCCGUAACAUCUUCUCGUUCCGGAAAGACGGCAUUGAUUCGUGUGAGCGGAUGCUGAAACGGGAAGAGAUUGGGGAUGUAUUGACCACACUCCAUUUGUACCUUCCCCGGUUGACACUGUGGAUUUUCGGGUAUUUGGCCGGCCACUACCUCAAAAACGAGUCCCGCUUCCUGAUGCCCUGCAUUUGGUUCCACGACCUCAUCCACAACACUGAGCAGCUGCUGCGGGAGAUUUUUAGAAAUAUCGGGAUCCCGGAGGAGACGGCGUUGGAGGCGAUGAAGUGGAAGGGGGAGGACUCGCAGAAGGGGACGUUCCUCAGCAAGGAAGCCCUCCAACACAUUGAAAUCCCUCCCAUGACUGCAGAGGAACUCACCGAAAUGCGCCAGUAUGCAGAGGCGAUGGAAAUUCCGGUCGAUACACUGAUCAAAGCGGAAAAACCU